AUGUCGGCAAUCUUCAAACCCGCCAACACGGCCGUCAUCACUGGCGGGGCAUCGGGAAUCGGCCUCGCCCUCGCCAAGCGCUGCGCAGGCGCCGGCAUGAAAGUGCUGAUCGCGGACAGCGACACGGCAUCCCUCUCAGCCGUCGCCUCCGCCAUCCCGGAAAACACGCCCCUGACGACAGAGAUGGACGUCGGCAACCCCUCGGACUGGGCCGCCCUCAAGUCCAGGGUCCAGACCGACCUCGGCGGCUGCAUCUCGCUCCUGGCUCUCAACGCCGGCACGGGCGGCGCGCACAGCUUCGAGGAUCUCGAUCUCGACAAGUUCCAGGCCAUCCUGCAGACGAACCUGUUCGGCGUCCUCAACGGCAUCGCCGCCCUCCUGCCCCUGGUGAAGCAAGAGGCCACCGCGGACCGCCCCGCCGCCGUCGUCAUCACCGGCUCCAAGCAGGGCAUCACCAACCCGCCGGGCAACCCGGCCUACAACGCCUCUAAGGCCGCCGUCAAGAGCCUCGCCGAGCAGCUGUCCUACUCCCUGCGGGACGCGCCCGUGGGCGUGCACCUGCUGGUGCCCGGGUGGACGUGGACGGGGCUGGCGGGCGGCGUGGCGGGCGGGAUCCGGGACAACGAGGCCGGGCGCGGCUCGGCGAAGCCCGCGGCAGCGUGGUGGCCCGAGCAGGUGGUCGAGUUCCUGGAGGCCAAGAUGGAGCAGGGCCAGUUCUGGGUUCUGUGCCCCGACAACGAGGUCUCCGAGGACCUCGACGCAAAGAGGAUGCUCUGGAGCGCCGGGGACGCCGUCCGAGGCCGCAAGCCCCUCAGUCGCUGGAGGGAGGAGUAUAAGGAGGAGGCGGCUGAGUUCAUGAGUAAGGAUGCCAAGUCUAUUGAGAAGGGGCUGUGA
Molecule: messenger RNA, 894 nt
Organism: Truncatella angustata
Lineage: Eukaryota; Fungi; Ascomycota; Sordariomycetes; Amphisphaeriales; Sporocadaceae
Exons: 1
Coding region: 1-894 (297 amino acids)
Cellular component (GO): intracellular anatomical structure
Molecular function (GO): oxidoreductase activity, acting on NAD(P)H, oxygen as acceptor
Source: RefSeq, a predicted model, not a curated record